Molecule: messenger RNA, 2729 nt
Organism: Stylophora pistillata
Lineage: Eukaryota; Metazoa; Cnidaria; Anthozoa; Scleractinia; Pocilloporidae
Product: ankyrin repeat domain-containing protein SOWAHC
Source: RefSeq, a predicted model, not a curated record
CUGCUUAAGUUGGACUGUAGUAAAGGAAUCUACGGAGAUGAUGAUGGUCUGGAUGCUCAACUUUGAUCAUGCGAUUUGAAUAUGUGAUUUAUUGCUUGGUAAAGGAAAAAGGGCAGAAAGAAGGCGUCAUUACUAGUUAUACGGAGCCCCUCGGCCCUCUUCCACAAAGAUUCUCUUGUCUGGCGUAUGCUAAAGUGUACCGCUAAAUAUCGGUCUUCACAGCCAUUACAGGCAUUAGCACGAGAAAAGAUCUCCCCCUUUGAUGCUUAGAUCCGUGGAAUUCGGGAAAGAACAACCUUGCCCUCCUCGUUCACUCAGGAAAGGGACGCUAGGGUGAAAGAAGGUUGAAUUUAUCGCGCGAGUAGACGCGCGAGGCAACUAGAAGAAUCUUAAGCUCCCGGUAUACCUUUCGGCAUGCAAAAGUUAUGAUGGCGGAAAACAUCAUCGGUAUUUAGAUUCAUCGGUAUUUAUAAUGACAUUCGCGAAAUAAUCUUUUCUGCCCCAAGCAAUUUAACCAUGUCCACUAACGAAGGAAUAACUCUCGCUUCGGUGCGGGAGUUUUUAGUCAAAAACAAUGGAAAAGUGAAAAACAUAGAUUUAGUGCAUCAUUUUCGACAACAGCUGAACGAUCCAGCAAACAAAAGUAAGGUACGAGGUGAAUUUAAGGAAAUUGUGCACACUAUUGCCACGGUACAAACUAUCGAUGGAGAGAAGUACUUUGUACUUAAGAAGCCUAAAGAAGCUCCUGCAGUGCUUCGUAAACCACCCAGGCCAUCUAAUAAGGCACGGCCUGUAUCUCUUCCACCUGUUUUCCGAGGAGUAAAGCUGGAAGAAAUGCCGGUAGGCUCAGGGCAACAAUCACAUGCCAGAACCCCGUCAAUAACAGGAGAUGAAUCUCCAGUCCUCAGUCAUCCAAAUAAGGAAAACAGACCUUUGGAGAAAAGAGAGGGAACAGAUAGCAUGAGUCACUUGGCUAGUUCAGGAUCUGUAGACAGUGGUCUAGAGUCCAAUGGUGGCUCAGUGGGAAGUAUGUCUGCUUCAACUUUCAAAAUGCUGCAAAGUCAGUUUCUAACUGGUGGCAGCGGAUCCACUUCUAAUAUUCAGCCAGAAAGAUUGUCACGAAGCAAUGAUGACCUAGAUCGAAUGGAGGAUGACAUAGAAGGAGAUGACUUUUUAAUGGGAGGACCAACAGCACAUCUGGAGCCACUAGAGAAAGAAUGGCUUGUAUCAGCAGCUAAAGGAAACAGAGCACAGAUCAUGUGUCUCUUGGAACAGGAUCCCAACUUAGCAGCUAAAAGGAGUGCAAUCCACUGGGCAGCCAAGCAUGGAAGAGCCGACAUAGUAAAGCUUCUAGCUAGUACUGGAAUUGAUGUGAAUGUUAGAACGGGGUACACUCCACUUCAUCUCGCUGCCAUGCACGGACGCGAUGAAGUCAUAAAAAUUCUUGUCUCUGAAUAUGAUGCGGAUAUAAACUGUCGUGACUUCAGUGGCAAGAAACCGAAACAAAUGGCCAGAGUCGAAAACCUGACGAUUGAAGCACAAGGGCUUCUGGAGUAUCAAUUCCGAAAUUAUUCAGAUACAUCAUCGGAGUCGUCAGGCUACGGCUCGAUCAGUAAAUACGGCUCCCUUAGCUCCAAUCCAGGUGUGGCGAUGUCCAGUCACUACAACAACAGCGAAAAGGGCGGUGGUAAAAACGAAGCGCCCGAUGAUAAAUCCAGGUCAAGAUCGUCUUCCAUAGGUAAAUUUUUAAUGAAAAAGAAGCAGAAGCAGAAAGAACGCGCACCGGUGCCACACUUUCCUUCAAGUAGCACGAGUGCCGGAUUUGUGAUAAGCACCCCAUUAUCGGUUGAAUCUGGGUCGUUUGAAGGUAGCCCUGGACUCCUGUCACAGCGAACCUACUCCGAGUCUAAUAUCCUCAAGUCGACUGGCGUUUAACAUCCACAUAAACGAUCGCAGGAAAGAACAGUUGCUUCCGCGAACAGUAUUUCCCACAAGAAGCCAUUCCCUAUUGGCGUCACACUUGUUGCCCUAGCCCUUUUACUCCCAGAGGUUCAUAUGAAGCCUUUCCCUGGAGAAAGGUAAUGAGAUUGGACAAAACUAGUAGAGACAAGAUGUUAUUUUGAUAGAAAUCCAAACUCCCUACUCAACGCAGAAGGAAGCGUAUAGCAGCCAGAAUAGAGAAGUUCUAGUAAGUAGGGGUACUUUAAGGGUUAAUGCUCGACUAAAGAAAAGCCAUCUCAUCGUUAUUUUCUGUGUGGGACUGGAAAGGUAUGAGAAUACAAUUCUAAGAACUGAAUUUCACGUUUGUCUUUUAUGGCGUCAUUGUAAAAAGAGAAAAAGAGAUGACCUUUUCAUUAUUUUAUAAUGUUUAGUAUUUAUGCUGGCCCAGGUUUUCAAAGUACAGCCGUCUCGGUACAGCGUGUUUUAUAUGAAGAACCUUUCCACAGCCGGAAAAACUUAAUAUUCAUUUACUUAACAUUUUUAAGAAAGUGUUUUAACUUGGCUACAUAACUCUCAGUGUGCUAAAUUGACUCGGUGUGGAGACUUUGGGCAGAUAGAGAUACGUUAUUCACAUUUUUUUCUUUACCGAUCUCUCACCUCCCUUUAAUUUCUGUUAUAAAUUUCCUUGUUGUACUUAAUUUAACCGAACGCUUUUGUAAUUUUUUUUUUUUUGGAUACAAUUUGUAGAUAGGAUCCUGCUACAUGCAAUAAAGAGUUUUUUAGUCAAA